CUAAAAAUAAUGCUUUAAGCUUUGGUUUUCGUGAUUUGGGGUUCUUUCCUUUGUUGCUUUUGUUUGAAGUUUGAAAGAAAAACAGGGAAUCGGAUUGUUUGCUAUAUAAAGAAAAGCUUUAGCCUUUUGGAAUUGUUUUUACUUCUUUGGUUCUUUGGACCUGUCCAAAUUUAUGACCUUGGGGUGAUUCAGAUUGGAAUGUGAAAUGCUUUAAGCUUUGGAGUGUCAUCAAAUUUAUGUCUUCUUUGCUUUGCACUAAUGCAUUGGAAAACCGCAUGCAAUGUGCUGGGAACUCUAAAGAUCUAAAGGUGCUUCCUUUGAAUGGCUUCUUCUGGUUUAAGGUUUUGAGAGAAUUGAAGAUUGGAAUUACAGGGUUGUAGCUCAAGUGAACUGUGUUUAUUUGAAUUAGAUGAUUUAAAGUAUUCCAAAAUAGCGUAAAUCGAGUGAAUGAGAGGGUAGCCAGUUCACUUGGAUGCAAUGUUGAAAGCAUUAGCUCUAGGGCUGUUGAUCUCUUGGCUGUUGGUUUCAGUAUCAUGUGCCGAUAAGGGCCUUUCGAGGUGUAAUUGUGACGAUGAGGGGGGAUUUUGGAGCAUUGGGAGCAUAUUAGAGACGCAAAGAGCUAGUGAUUUCUUGAUUGCCGUUGCAUACUUUUCUAUCCCUAUUGAGUUGCUUUACUUUGUUAGCUGCUCUAAUGUGCCGUUCAAAUGGGUGCUGUUUCAGUUCAUCGCUUUCAUCGUGCUAUGUGGAUUGACCCAUUUGCUCCAUGGAUGGAGCUAUGGCCCUCAUUCGUUUCAACUGAUGUUGGCUCUCACCGUGUUCAAGAUUCUCACUGCGUUAGUCUCGUGUGCCACUGCUCUUUCGCUUCUCACACUCUUUCCGCUGCUCCUCAAAGUCAAGGUGAGAGAAUUGUUGCUGAAGAAAAAGGCUUGGGACCUUGGUAAGGAAGUCGGUAUUAUAAUGAAACAGAGGGAAACUGGUUUGCACGUCCGCAUGCUUACUCAAGAGAUUCGUAAAUUGUUGGAUAGGCAUAACAUUUUGUACACAACAAUGGUAGAGUUGUCCAAGACAUUAGGUUUGCAAAACUGUGCCGUUUGGAUGCCCAACGAGAUCAAGACGGAGAUGAAUCUGACUCAUGGUCUCACAGGAAGGAAUUUUUCGUAUAAUUUUACCAUUCCCAUCACUGAUCCGGAUGUUGCGUGGAUUAAAAGAACUGAAGGAGUGCAUAUCCUCAAGCUAGACUCAGCGCUUGCUACUUUAACAUAUGGAGAGUUUGAGCCAGGACCGGUGGCUGCAAUCCGGUUGCCAAUGCUUCGUAUAUGCAAUUUUAAAGGGGGAACUCCUGAGCAAGUUCAGACAUAUUAUUCGAUACUGGUAUGUGUUCUUCCAAGUGAACAACAAAGGUCAUGGAGCAACCAGGAAUUGGAGAUAUUUAAGGUGGUUGCUGAUCAGGUGGCUGUUGCAAUUUCUCAUGCCGCAGUUCUCGAAGAGUCCCAACUCAUGAGGGAGAAACUUGCAGAGCAAAAUCGAGCUUUACAGCUUUCGAGGGAGAAUGCUAUGAGGGCAAGCCAAGCUAGAAGUGCGUUUCAGAAGGCGAUGAGUGAUGGAAUGAGGAGGCCUAUGCACUCGAUCUUAGGCUUGCUUUCGAUGAUGCGAGAUGGAAAUUUGAAUAAUGAUCAAAGGAAUAUUGUCGAUUCAAUGAUGAAGACCAGCAAUGUACUGUCGACCUUGAUAAACGAUGCAAUGGAUAUUUCAACAACAGAUGGUGGAAGAUCACCACUGGAGAAGAGGUCUUUUCGCUUGCAUUCUAUGAUAAAAGAAGCAGCUUGCCUUGCCAAGUGCUUGAGUGUUUAUCAGGGUUUCGGUUUCUCAAUUGAGGUUGACAAGUCCUUGCCUGAUAUUGUUUUUGGUGAUGAGCGAAGAAUUUUUCAGGUGAUACUGCAUAUGGUCGGGAGCGUAUUGGAUAGCAAUACUGGAGGGGGAACUGUAAUAUUUUGGGUGUUUGCAGAGAAUGGUAGUCAGGAAUGGAAUGAUCAGAGACGAGCAGCCUGGAGGCACUACCCUUCUGAUGCAGAUAUACUUAUUAGGCUCGAAAUAAAGAUUUCCAAAAAAAUCUCUCAAUCUGAAGGCUGCUCCAUGUGGGAGGUGCCAAGCAGUAAAAGCAGAUACUACAGCCAUGGAGCUGAGGAACGCUUGAACUCCGGUGUUUGCCAAAAGCUAGUGCAGGUAAGAAUACUGAUGCAUGGGAAAAUCUGGGUAGUCGAAGAUCCUUUAGGUUCUACUCAAAGCAUGGCACUUGUUAUCUGGUUUCAAAUCCGACCACCUAUCAGUACAAUCACCAAGUCCGGAGAAUCCUCAGACCAGCCACGCUCCAACUCUGUUUUCAGGGGAUUGCAUGUUUUACUUGCUGAUGACGAUACUGUGAAUCGUGCUGUGACUGGAAAGCUUCUUGAGAAGUUGGGAUGCAUUGUUUCUGUUGCGUCAUCCGGAUUCGAGUGCUUGAGUGCUAUUGGGUCAACCACAUGCCCAUUACAGAUUAUCAUUUUGGAGCUUCAAAUGCCCGAGUUGGAUGGAUUUGAAGUUGCAACGAAAAUCCGUAAGUUCCAUAGUCGGAGUUGGCCGUUGAUCGUUGCCAUGACAGCUAGUAUGGAUCAAGAAAUUUGGGGAAAAUGUUCACAAACCGAGAUGAACGGAGUUAUUCAAAAGCCAGUGCUAUUACAUGAGAUUGCAGCGGAGCUUCGAAAAGUCCUAAUUCAGGCUAACAGAGUCGGAUGACAACAACAUUGCCGGCUCCUUCAACACAACCACCGUGCUUCCUGCAAUGUUGCACUCAACACAAUACUCCUAUAAACAUAGAUUACAUGCACAGUGCAAAGCUAAAGUCGCUUCUGCAGUACAGCUAGUAGAGCAAUCUCGAUUCGAGGAGGAAUCGAGAGCUAGCUCUCUAAUAUAGAUGCAACUAGGAAAAUUGUAAAGGCUGUUCUUUGCCUCUGAAAGUAUAGUUGUAUGAACAGAUUGCGUUAAGCUUUAAAUGAUCGUUUAUACAUUGCAUGUGCAAUACAUCGGUUUUCGACUA
Molecule: messenger RNA, 3073 nt
Organism: Hibiscus syriacus
Lineage: Eukaryota; Viridiplantae; Streptophyta; Magnoliopsida; Malvales; Malvaceae
Product: protein EIN4-like
Exons: 3
Coding region: 478-2772 (764 amino acids)
Biological process (GO): response to ethylene; phosphorelay signal transduction system
Cellular component (GO): endoplasmic reticulum membrane; endoplasmic reticulum
Molecular function (GO): phosphorelay sensor kinase activity; protein binding; ethylene receptor activity
Source: RefSeq, a predicted model, not a curated record